AUGGCGAACACAUACAAGCUCCAGCUGGCUACGCGCAGGGACAAGGCAGGGAACCGCGCCGCAUCCACCGUCAUCCCUGCACCGCAUCAACUCUGGGUGAGCACAGUCUGGGAUCUGGAUUUCACAGAGACUGAGCCUCUGGAUUCCAGGAUUGAAGAGGGCAUCACGGAAGAGGGCUCCGAUGCUUUCACGUGGCUGUACCAGUCUCUGUCACCUUUCACUGCGGAGGACCAUGAGAAUAGAAAGAGCAUCUGGACCGUGUUUGCUGAAAACAGCCUCUCUCCGAACGCCCUCGUGGCUGUGUUGCACCACUUCGUCCACGCGGGCCAGGAUAAAAGAGCUAGUGCCCAGCAGCGCGUUUGUGCUCUGCAGGCUGCCAGCUUGUACUUCCUACUGCUUGAAAUCCCAGGUAGUGUAGCUAACCAGAUGUUCCACCAAGUGAUGUUUGAUAAAUGUCUUCAAACGCUGGUAAAAAGCUGGCCUCAAGAACCAAAUCUGAGGAAAAGGAAAAAGGCUGAUGCUCAAAGCUCUCAAGCCAAUGCAAGAAGAAACAGAAAGAAAGGGAAGCCAAGCAGAAAGGAGAACUCCAAUAUGGAAGGGAUCUUUGGAGAGGACGAAGAAGAGGAGGAGGAAGAUGCAGAGGUUUACUUUUCAAGUCAAGAUUGUCUUCAAAUUCGUGAAUCAGUCUUCCUUCUUCUGAAAAACUUUUUGAGACUUCUACCAAAGUUCUCCCUGAAAGAAAAGCCUCAGUGUGUGCAGAACUGCCUCCAGAUCUUUGUGGAGAUGACAAGCUUUGAGCCAGUGGCACGCGAGUUCGAGUGUUCAGCAACUAUGAGUGUUAAUCAAGCAAAGUACAUCCCGGAGCUGGCCUAUUACGGACUGCGAUUACUGUGUUCCCCUCUGCAUAGUACAGAAGAUAAGAUCCUUCGUCGUGUCUUCCAGCGACUCCUCAAUGUCGUUCUUAUGUUGGAAGGUGGUGGAGGUUCCCGACGUGCUGUCCUUACAAUCACAUCCUCAGUGAUGAGUGCUAGGAAUCAAGCUAUAAAAUUCAUCAGUUCUGUAGUAGAAGAGCUGAAAGAAGUGGCUUUUCCUGUGCUUCGAAUAUUACUGCAACACAUUUGUACCAAGGUCCCAGAUAAGGCUGAGUAUCGCACACAUGCUGCACAGGCCUUGGUGAAUUUGCUGAAUAAACUCCCUUGUAUAGAGUUUGCUGACUUCAUUGCUUGGCUUUAUAAAUACUCACACAAUGCCAAAACUUCCUACAGAGUGUUUGCCCUUGAUGUAGCUUUGGCUUUGUUGGAUGUGCCGGAGAGGAACUCGGAUAGCUCCUUGUCCCUGGAGCAGCAGAGGUUUCUAAAGCAUAAGUUUUUAGUUCAGGUCAUGGUAUUUGGUCGGUGUUGCGACAAAGCGCCCGCAGUUCGUAGCAAAGCUUUAAGCAGUUUUGCACACUGUCUGGAAAUGACAUCUUCUACUACCUUGGAGAGUAUAAAAGACUUGCUACAGAAAUCCUCUGACCACACAGACUUGGAAGCAAAUCCAAACACAGCGAGUUUGAUGGUUGAUGCAGAAGUUCUGUCCAGCCAUCCACUGAAGACCUUAGCAACUUUCAAAACCAUUGAGUUGACAGACAGCAACGAUAGUGCUGUGCUUAAUGGAAGAGAGAUCAUGGCCAUGCUGAGACUGAGAGCAGGGGAUGAGAAGACCAAUGUGAGGAAAUCCGCUCUGCAGGUUUUUAUGAGCAUCCUGAAAAACAACGUGAUUCCCUGUGCUCCAGAAGACUUGUCCACUCUUCAAGAUCGGUGCCGGGACCCUGCUAUCACCGUACGGAAACAGGCCUUGCAGUCUAUAACAGAGCUGCUUAUGUCUCAGCACCAUAAUGUUCUGGUGCAGAAGGCCUGGUUGUGCGGAGUGGUGCCUGUUGUGAUGGACACUGAAAGUUCGGUCCAAGAAAAGGCCUUGGAUUGUCUGGAUCAGCUCUUGUUGCAGCAUAUAAAGCAUUACAAUAAAUUCCGAAGUGAUGAUGAAAAGCAGGCUCUGGCGUGGGAGCUCCUUACCCUCUUGACUUCAGAAAGCCAGGAGCUGUGCCGUUAUUUGAACAAAGCUUUCCACGUUUGGUCCCAGCAGAAUAAAUUCUCCUCCACCUUUGUCAAUAACGUCAUGUCCCACGUAGAAACAGACCAUGCUGCACCAGCUUGGAUGCUGCUCGCCAAGGUGGCCAGUUCUUCACCCAAACUGGAUUAUUCCAAGAUCAUUGAAGCCUGGAACAGUACCAGCAGGCAGCAGAACACAAGUGCUGAUACUACUGGACAUAUCCUGUGUGUCAUCGGUCAUGUUGCAAAGCACCUCCCUAGGAGCACCUGUGAGAGACUGAUCGAUGAUAUCAAGUGCUGGCUGCGGGAGUUUCAGUGUCCCCUGGAGGUGAUUAGCCCAGCUGUAGAAGCUCUGCAGAAGCUCUGCCAUGCGUAUGCAGAUGUCCCAGAGGAGGCACAGGAGCUGCUCAACCAGGUGUUUGGAGACAUAGUAUCUGCUUGUGAAAGCUAUAUCUCAAAUAUAGUCCUCAGGAAGGAUGGAGCAGAGCAGCUACAAGAGGAUCUCCUGGUGAAACAUCUCUUCAUCUUGGGUGAGGCUGCGCAGCUGUGUCCAGCCAAGGUUGAGAAACGCAUCUUUCUUUUGAUUCAGUCCAUUCUGGCUUCCUCUAUCAACGUGGACCAGCUGUCUAGUGCUCUAAAUGGUGAGGAAAUUCCAGCUUCUCAGCCGUUGUCCCAGUUCAGAGGAUCGACCAUGCCUCCGGUGGCCAGAGCUCACGCGUUCAUUACUCUGGGUAAAUUGUGUUUACAGCAUGAGGACCUGGCAAAGAAAUGCAUUGCAGCUCUGGCUCGAGAGCUGGAGGUGUCAGAUGAUGUGGCCAUUCGCAACAACGUGGUCAUUGUCAUGUGCGACCUGUGUGUCCGCUACACCACCAUGGUGGACAGAUACAUUCCCAACAUUUCCAUGUGUCUGAAAGACCCCAGUCCCUUCAUCCGUAAGCAGACGCUGAUCCUGCUUACCAACCUGCUGCAGGAGGAGUUUGUGAAAUGGAAAGACUGUCUGUUCUUCCAGUUCGUCAGUGUCUUGGUGGAUCCAAAUCCAGAUAUUGCCAGGUUUGGGGAAUUCUGCCUGGUGCAUCUCUUGCUGAAGAGAAAUCCAGUGAUGUUCUCGCAGCACUUCAUUGAGUGCAUCUUCCACUUCAACAGCUACGAGAAGCACGAGAAGUACAACAGGUUCCCCCAGAGUGAACGGGUGAAGAAUCUCUUUUCUUUGAAGGGAAAAGAUAACAAAGGAAAAAGGAUGCAUAUCUACAAGUUCCUGCUAGACCACUUCACAGAUGAGCAGAGGUUCAGCAUUACAACAAAGAUUAGCCACAGUGUUCUAGCCUGCUUUGUGGAUAAUGUACUUCCACUGGACCUGGAAGCUAGUGAAUUGCUGUCGGAUACAUUUGCCAUCCUUAGCUGCAAAGAAAUCAAGUUAUCCGCUAUGAGAUCGAAACCCGAAGAGGACGUGCAGCCUGACGAAGAUGAAAUGGCAAUGGCUAAUGCGGUUAUGCAGGCAGCACAAAAAAAGCUCAUCUCACAGGUUCAAAAGAAAAACUUCAUAGAAAACAUCAUCCCAAUAAUCAGUUCGCUGAAGUCUCUGAUGGAACAGAAGAGAAUUCCAGCUCUCAGGGACCUCAUGAACUACCUACGGGAAAUGAUGCAAGAUUACCGAAAUGAAAUCAAAGACUUCUUUGCUGUGGACAAGCAGCUGGCAGCUGAGCUAGAGUAUGACAUGAAGAAAUAUGAAGAGCAACUGGCAAGGGAGAAGGAAUCUGACCAAGACAAGGUCAAGACAGCACAGACAGAGGUGGUUGUUGCCAUUUGCUCUCUACACGUCCUGUCUCCUCUACUAAAAUUUAUGCUGCAGAUAAUUCCCAGGGCUUGUAUGUCUCCACCUCCGUCUUUGGAGACAGCUGUACCUUCCAGCGGCUGGAAUAACGAUGCCGAGUCUCCUGCUACUCGCAGGCAGUCCUUGCCGGGAGGAUUGCAUCUCUCCUCUGCCUCUUCUGACUUUCCUAUACCUCAAGGUGAUGCUGUGAAACUGCCACCAAUUAGUCACAGAAAGAAAUCUCUUCUGUGCUUCUCUGGUGUCUUCUUGUCCUGUAGACCAGCGUCCUUGAGCACGUUUGCCAUCCUGAAUUCGGCCAAGAAAGCGAUGGAGGCCAGAGGCAAGCAACGCAGCAAGAGUGUUGGAGGAGCUUUGUCAGCUGUAGCUUUUCCAUCGAGCACAAUUGGCAGCAAGCAAGGAUCCCUUCAAAGCCUGAAUCAACAGUCUGUUGGAGCGAACGUUUCUGUAGCGGGCCGUGCAAUCAGUACCCCAGAAGAGACCAUUAAUGACUUGACUUUUGGUGCUGGGGUCAGUUACAUCAGCUUGAUGCACACGCCAGGUUCGGCUACAGAGAAGAAAGAGGCUGAGGACCAGCCAAGAGAUAUUAUCUGUUUGACAUCGCCGGAGAAACCACCAUUUUUGCCACGGGAGUGGAAAAUAGAAUCUCCAGCCGUGAAAAAAAACAAGCAACGUGUCCCACUGAGGCGGUCCCAGCGGAGAACUCCUCUGAAACCAGACAACCAGUCCUUUCAUUGAACUCCUGUACAGAUCCUUCAUCAUGUUGUCUCUUUCCUCUGUAAUUAUAAAUCACUGUGGACAUAUGUCC
Molecule: messenger RNA, 4726 nt
Organism: Tinamus guttatus (white-throated tinamou)
Lineage: Eukaryota; Metazoa; Chordata; Aves; Tinamiformes; Tinamidae
Source: RefSeq, a predicted model, not a curated record